AUGACGCUAUACUUGAGUCCUGUCAAAACAUAUCAGGAGUGUGGAUUCCACUAUUGGCCUUCAACGGCCUUACCCCCAUCAGUGGGGAGGCGGAGUGAGGUGGUAGGAGGAAAUGUGGGGGCCAGUGCCCACCUACCUGCGCACCACCAGUCUGAGAGUCUUGUAGGAUCCUUUCACGAGGGAGACGGCCUCCCUUCUGGAGCUGUUCAGUGUGACCUCAUUGAUGUGGACAACCUCGUCCCCAGCUUGGAGUUUGGUGGUCACCAAGUCAGCUUUUCCCCCUUCUUCAAUCUGCUCAGAGAGAUGAGAGAACCAAAAGUGAGCUUCCACCAGCCUGGGGUCCAACUGACUGUCCCAGGGCCUGUCUGGACUCCUGCAGAGUCUGAUAAACUGGCUCUGACCAACCAGAGGUCUCGACCGCUCUGGGAGCAGCGGCUUACGGUGCAGACAAGGCCAAGUCCAAGAACGCACAACCAGUCCCCAAAAUGGCACAGAAAUGGCAUCAAGAAACCCCGAUCACAGAGAUAUGACUCUCUUAAGGGGGUAGACCCCAAGUUCCCGAGAAAUAUGCGUUUUGCCAAGAAGCACAACAAGAAGGGCCUGAAAAAGAUGCAGGCAAACAAUGCCAAGGCCUUGAGUGCGCGUGCUGAGGCUGUCCAGGCCCUGGUAAGGCCUAAGGAGGUGAAGCCCAAGAUGCCAGAGGGUGCCAGCCGCAAACUCGAUCGCCUUGCUUUGCUUGCCCAUCCCAAGCACGGGAAGCGUGCCCGUGCCCACAUGGCCAGGGAGCGCAGGCUCUGCCUGCCAAAGGUCAAAGCCCAAGCCAAGACCCAGGCUGCAAGUCCAGCUGCAGUAUCAGCAUCGGCUCCAGCUCUGGCUCCAGCUCCGGCUCCCGCCCCCAAGGGUGCCCAGGCCCCCAAGAGUGCCCAGGUCCCUGUGAAGGCUCCAUAA
This is a messenger RNA of Sciurus carolinensis (gray squirrel), 948 nucleotides long. RefSeq lists its product as uncharacterized. Gene Ontology annotation, cellular component: cytosolic large ribosomal subunit; ribosome. NCBI's taxonomy places the organism in Eukaryota, Metazoa, Chordata, Mammalia, Rodentia, Sciuridae. Gene Ontology annotation, molecular function: structural constituent of ribosome. The transcript is spliced from 3 exons. Bases 1 to 948 code for a protein of 315 amino acids. The record is from RefSeq and is a predicted model, not a curated record. Gene Ontology annotation, biological process: cytoplasmic translation.